This is a messenger RNA of Babesia bovis T2Bo, 2172 nucleotides long. Its product is annotated as fatty acyl-CoA synthetase family protein. Gene Ontology annotation, molecular function: long-chain fatty acid-CoA ligase activity. The transcript is spliced from 3 exons. The coding region runs from base 142 to 2154 and encodes 670 amino acids. The record is from RefSeq and is a predicted model, not a curated record. NCBI's taxonomy places the organism in Eukaryota, Apicomplexa, Aconoidasida, Piroplasmida, Babesiidae. Gene Ontology annotation, biological process: fatty acid metabolic process. Gene Ontology annotation, cellular component: endoplasmic reticulum; membrane.
AUUUAAAGGCCUGGGUCAAACAACACCCCGAACUGGUGGAUUCUAACACCUGUCAAACAAAGACUACUUGCACAUACUGUGCAAGAGAUAAUACGGUCACAUAAGACCAUAGAGACAUGGACCCAUUCAAUAACCAUUAAAAUGACACCUAGAUCGGAGCAUGUCUAUGCCCUGCCAGUGCCGGGCACAGAAGAAGAUGGAUACUCCCCAAUCUACAGAUGUCCCAAAUAUAUGGACAAACUGCUGUCAUACAAGGAUGUCCACGAUGGGAAAAUUGCCACUGGGUGGGAUAUAUUCCAACACGGGUUAAGCCUAAACCCCGAUGCACCAUGCCUUGGCUCAAGAGAAAAGAAGGCAGAUGGUAGCUUAGGAGAAUAUGUAUUCAAGUCAUACAAAGAAGUUGAAUCUUUAGUACAAAGAUUCGGUAGUGGAUUGCGCUCCCUUAAAGGCGUGAAUAAAGUAGAAGUACUAGCGCCAGAACCCGUGGAAGCUACCAUGAUCGGUAUAUAUGCAUCGAAUUGUGUAGAAUGGCUCAUAUGCGAACAAACUUGUAACGGUUACGGCUAUACAAUAGUGCCCAUAUAUGAUACUAUUGGGGAAGAGUCUAUUAUACACAUAUUGGAGAACUCAGACAUCAAUAUAGUUGUUUGUGACCCUGCUUGUGCAGAAAAACUUGCACGUGUGCUUCCCAAGGCGAUGUCGCACACAAUCAAGGUAAUCAUUGUAAUAGGAACGAAUAAGGAAAUGAUACAAACAACAGAUAUACCAGUGUACCUCUUCUCCGAAAUCCUAGAUAUGGGAGAUAAGGCAUUAAUACCAUUUGAACCAGCGACACCCGCCAUGAUAAAUACGAUAUCGUACACUUCAGGAACAUCGGGAAUACCAAAAGGAGUUAUCCUGACACAGGGACAAAUGGCGUCACUUAUAGUAGUUGUCAACCAUGUAGUCGGGGAGCUAAAUGGCAUCUCAGUAGAUGCAGUCAAAUGCUACCUCAGUUACCUCCCGCUCGCACAUAUGUACGAACGCCUUUAUAUAGAUUCGUCCCUGUUCGUAGGAGGUAAAAUUGGUGUGUAUAGCGGUGAUGUGAGAAAUAUACUCGACGAUCUGGAGACUUUGAAGCCAACAGUAUUUGUCAGUGUGCCAAGACUGUUCUUCAGGAUCCAUGACAAGGUAUUCGCCAAUGUAUCUAGAAAACCGUGGUUCAUCAGAUGGUUGUUCAAUACAGCACUAAACUCAAAAGUCAACCGUCUACGAAAUACAGGUAAUUGUAAGCACAGAUUCUGGGACAAAAUUGUAUUUAAAAGGUUCCCAGCAUUGUUCGGUGGCAAUGUCCGUUGGAUGAUGACAGGAUCUGCACCAUUGGCGCCGCGUACCUACGAUAGAAUAAGGGCUAUAUUUGGUACUGAAUUGCUUAGCGGGUAUGGACUGACAGAGACUGCAGCAGGAGCUGUAAUGAAUAGACAAGGCGAAACUGAUACCACCCAUGUCGGAGGUAUCAUACCGACACUGGAAUUUAGACUGAAGUCACUACCAGAAUUCGAAUAUUCAGUCAAAGACGAAAACCCAAGAGGAGAAAUUAUGUUCAGAGGAGAGCAUGUGACAUGCGGGUAUUUCAGAAACCCAGAAGCAACAGCAGAGGCAUUCGUUGAUGGUUGGCUAUUAACCGGUGAUAUCGCCGAGUUGCUACCCAAUGGAGCUAUCAAAAUCAUUGAUCGUAGAAAAAACCUAUUCAAACUGGUACAGGGUGAAUAUAUAUCACCAGAAAAACUAGAGGCAGUGCUAAUUGGAUGUGCAUUGAUCAGUCAAGCGUUCGUUACCGGAAAGUCCACAGAAGUAUACCCCGUAGCUAUAGUGGUACCAGACGAAACUGAAGCCCAAUACUGGGCUGAAAGUCAAGGUCAUGGUGAUAUGACGCUGCAAGAUAUUUGUCAACACCCCGUGUUCAAAGAGGCUAUAAUGGAGCAAAUGGCACAAGCAUACGACGAAGCGAAUGUUAAGGGAUUCGAAAGAUGCAAACAAAUAUAUAUCGAAGCAGAACCUUUCUCUAUCGGAAACAAUAUGCUAACCACAACCAAUAAACUGAGAAGACACCACGCGAAAAAACGGUACGAGGAUAUAAUCGAUAGCCUCUAUCGCAUGUCCCACACUGAAUAACCAGCUGGUGGAAUACCA